UGUAAGUCAAAUUGGAAGGGAGCCGGUUUGUUUACAUUUUGGCACAAUGGUGACCAGCAAACUUGAGGAAUUGCAAGAUUUCUUCAAGAAUCACAACAAAGUCCGGGAGCAGAAGGCUCAUACGUCUAAAGUACAUUCCGUGGGAUGGAACUGCGAUGGGAGGAAACUUGCUUCGGGGUCCUUUGACAAAACCGUGGCUAUUUUUUCCCUCGACAGGGAACGUUUGAGCAAGGAUAUCACCUAUCGUGGCCACACGGGAUCUGUGGACCAGCUCUGUUGGCAUGCAGCCCUGCCGGAUCUCCUCAGUACGGCAAGUGGUGAUAAAACUGUCCGGAUCUGGGAUGUCCGUGCCGGAAAAUGCGCAACUAUCGUCAAUACGAAGGGAGAGAAUAUCAAUAUAACCUGGUCACCAGAUGGGAACACAAUUGCAGUUGGGAAUAAGGAGGACUUGGUGACUUUUAUCGAUACACGAACCCACAAAAUCCGCGCAGAGGAGCAAUUUGGUUUUGAGGUCAAUGAAAUCGCGUGGAACAAUCGCAGUGAUUUGUUCUUCCUGACAAAUGGUCAGGGAUGUGUUCACAUACUAAAUUACCCAAAUCUCGAGGUCAAGGACAUCCUAAAAGCUCACCCUGGGACGUGUAUUUGCAUUGAAUUUGAUCCCACGGGGAAGUAUUUUGCAACGGGAAGUGCAGAUGCUCUCGUGUCUCUCUGGGAUGCCGAGGAGCUUUCCUGCAUCCGUGUCUUCUCCCGGCUGGACUGGCCCGUCCGGACAAUCUCUUUCAGUCACGAUGGGCGACUCCUGGCGUCAGCUAGCGAGGAUCUUCUAAUAGACAUCGGCGAUACGGAAACUGGAGAGAAAGUUGCUGAUAUUUCUGUCGAUGCAGCCACAUUUACAGUAGCCUGGCAUCCCAAACAGUACCUCCUGGCCUUUGCCUGUGACGACAAGGACUCCUGCGAUCGCAGAAGAGAUGCCGGAAGCCUCAAAGUCUGGGGAUUCACUGAUUAAAAUGUUCUUUAUUUCUCAUUUAAAUAAAUUCGCUAAGCCCACUUAGA
Phlebotomus papatasi is the source of this 1053-nucleotide messenger RNA. It is a transcript of the gene tex, whose product is annotated as THO complex subunit 3. Lineage: Eukaryota; Metazoa; Arthropoda; Insecta; Diptera; Psychodidae. The transcript is spliced from 2 exons. Gene Ontology annotation, biological process: mRNA export from nucleus. Gene Ontology annotation, molecular function: protein binding. Gene Ontology annotation, cellular component: THO complex part of transcription export complex. The record is from RefSeq and is a predicted model, not a curated record. Bases 47 to 1006 code for a protein of 319 amino acids.